Messenger RNA from Pseudonaja textilis, 641 nucleotides. Lineage: Eukaryota; Metazoa; Chordata; Lepidosauria; Squamata; Elapidae. The record is from RefSeq and is a predicted model, not a curated record.
AGAGGCAGGGAGACGGAGCCAGAGACACCGGCGGCGGCGGCGGCGGCGGCGGACGCGGCAUCGGGACAAAGAGCACCGGGAUCGGGAUCAGCCGAGACCCGGAGCGCCGCCCAUCCCCUCUUCCCGAGAGAGAGAGAGAGGGAGAGAAAGAGAGAGGAGGAAAAAAAGAAAGGAAGGAAGGAAGGAGCCGGCGGGGGGAGGGCUUCCCGUUCGCCUUGCACGUGGGGAAGCGGCCGGGGGGAGACCGAGCCGCGCCCUCCGCUCCGCCAGCCGGCUGGGCUCCCCCCCGCUCUCCGCUCCCCGCUCGCCCCACGUGCCGCGCGGACUCCGGCCGGGAACAAAAGAGGCGCGCCUGGCCGGCCGUCUCGGGGGCUGCGCCGCUGCCGCUGCUGCUCCUCCGCUGGCGGAUGGCGGCUCCCUGCAGCCCGGAGAGCGGCGCGCCGGGGGAUCGGCCCCGCGUCUACUUCCAGAGCCCCCCGGCGGGGGCCGGAGGGGAAGCGGGCCCCGACGACGACGAGGGCCCGGUCCGGCGCCAGGGACGGGUGACGGUGAAAUACGACCGCAAGGAGCUGCGGAAGCGGCUGCACUUGGAGGAGUGGAUCCUGGAACAGCUGACCGUCCUCUACGACUGCCAGGUGGGC